Messenger RNA from Alnus glutinosa, 3537 nucleotides. RefSeq lists its product as uncharacterized. Gene Ontology annotation, biological process: endocytosis; endosomal transport. Bases 359 to 3349 code for a protein of 996 amino acids. The transcript is spliced from 13 exons. Gene Ontology annotation, molecular function: protein binding; calcium ion binding. Gene Ontology annotation, cellular component: nucleus; cytoplasm; plasma membrane. The record is from RefSeq and is a predicted model, not a curated record. Lineage: Eukaryota; Viridiplantae; Streptophyta; Magnoliopsida; Fagales; Betulaceae.
CAAUCGAGACGGACGGUAGUCAGAACAGGCGAUAUCCUAUGCAUUUUUUGCAAGAAAGAGAAGGCUCGAAGGCUCUCCCUUCCCUCACUUCUCUUUUUGGUUUCAACGCUCCAAAAUCUCCGAGUUCAUAUAAAAUUCACACUUUCCCUGUGUCUCACCUCGACCUAACCAUCCAAUUCAACCAAUCCUUCGAUCCGACGAAACGAAUCCCAGCUCGUCCGUACACCCAUUCGUCCACUACCACUAUUUUCGAUUUUGGCAUUUCCUCAAAAUUUCUCAUUUCUCGAUAGAAUUGCGAAUUUGUGAUCUGCGGGAAUUUGAAUCGAAAAGAGGUGCUUGGAAAAUCAUUAAAAAGGAAAUGGCGGGGCAAAAUCAAGGGCCGAAUAUGGAUCAGUUCGAAGCGUACUUUAGGAGAGCGGAUUUGGACGGCGAUGGCAGGAUCAGUGGAGCCGAAGCUGUUGGUUUCUUUCAAGGAUCCAAUCUUCCCAAACAAGUCCUUGCUCAGAUAUGGAUGCAUGCUGAUCAGAAUAAAACUGGUUUCCUCGGUCGCACAGAAUUUUAUAAUGCUCUCAAACUUGUAACUGUGGCACAGAGUAAGCGAGAACUAACCCCAGAUAUGGUCAAGGCAGCACUAUAUGGUCCGGCUGCAGCUAAAAUUCCUGCACCACAAAUUAAUCUUACAGUAAUACCUGCACCUCAAUUGAAUUCAAUGGGUGCAUCGUCUGCUCCACAGAUGGGUGCCAUUGCACCAACAUCAUCACAAAAUCUUGGCUUUAGAGCACAAGGAGUUCCAAACCCAAGUAUGAACCAGCAUUAUGUUCCUUCUCAGCAAAAUCAGGCCUUGAGGCCACCUCAACCCAUGCCUGCUGUCACUGCUCCCCGUCCAUCACAGGGUAUUGCAAGUCCACAACUCACUAGGGGAGGUAAUAUGUUAGGUCCCAAUGUCCAGAACUCAAACAUCUCCAAUGAUUGGCUCAGUGGAAGGACUGGUGCAGCUCCUAAUGGGCCCAGAGGGAUUAGUCCAUCAAUGCCCUUGCCUACUUCACAGCCGCAAGCUCCAGUCUCUAUGGCUUCCCAGCCAAAAGCAUUAGCUGUUUCAGGAAAUGGGUUUGGUUCUGGACCAAGUCAUUCUGUUAGUAGCAAUCCCAACUCUUUGGCCUUCACUCCUGCUACUAGUGGGCCUCAAACUUUUGGUAAGCAGGGUUCACUUGAUUCAUUGCAAGGUGCAUUUUCAAUGCAACCUGCUGGUGGUCAGUUUCAGCGGACUCAGUCAUCAUUGAACCCGAGUCAACAGGUUUCAGCUCCAGGUUCUUCCUCAAUUGCAACAUCUGGGAUUUCAGUUGGAGUUGGAAAUUCUACUUCUGAAAAUAUGCAGCUUCCUUGGCCAAAGAUGAAACCAUCUGAUGUUCAGAAGUAUACAAAAGUGUUUAUGGAAGUAGACACCGACAGAGAUGGGAUAAUCAGUGGUGAGCAGGCACGGAAUCUAUUUUUGAGUUGGAGAUUACCAAGAGAGGUUUUAAAGCAGGUGUGGGACUUAUCUGACCAGGAUAAUGAUAGUAUGCUUUCUUUGAGGGAAUUUUGCUUCGCUCUCUAUUUGAUGGAAAGAUCCAGGGAAGGUCGCCCUCUUCCAGCUGCACUGCCACCAAAUGUCAUGUUUGAUGAGACACUGCUGGCUAUGACAGGUCAACCCAAAGUCUCAUAUGGAAAUGCAGCUUGGGGUCCCAGACCUGGUAUUGGUUUUGGACAGCAGCCCGGGAUGCCAGGUACCCGGCCAAUUGCACCUGCAACUGGUUUGAGGCCACCAAUGCAGGUAGGUGCCCUCCUGGCUGAUGGUGCAAUGCAAUCCAAUCAGCAAAAGUCGGGAGCACCUGCAUUGGAGGAUUCAUUUGGAAACCAACUUGAUACAGGAGGACAGAAUUCAGCAAACUCAAUGCCUCAAGUGGCAACAACUGCUGGGAAAAAGGUUGAAGAAACACAAAAUGUGAUAUUGGAUUCUAGAGAGAAGCUUGAGUUCUACCGCACCAAAAUGCAGGAACUUGUUCUCUAUAAAAGCAGAUGUGAUAAUAAACUAAACGAGAUCACUGAAAGGGCAUCUGCUGAUAAGCGUGAGGCAGAGUCUCUGGCUAAGAAGUAUGAAGAGAAGUACAAGCAAGUGGGAGAAAUAGCAUCAAAGUUAACCAUUGAAGAGGCUAGAUUUCGUGAUAUUCAGGAGAGGAAGACGGAGUUGCAUCAAGCAAUUGUUAACAUGGAACAUGGAGGCAGUGCAGAUGGUAUCCUUCAGGUCCGAGCUGACCGCAUUCAAUCAGAUGUUGAGGAGCUACUGAAGGCUCUAACUGAACGCAGCAAGAAACAUGGAUUAGAUGUUAAGUCGGCUGCAUUGAUUGAGCUCCCAAUUGGUUGGGAACCUGGAAUUCAAGUGGGAGCAGCUCUUUGGGAUGAAGAAUGGGAUAAGUUUGAAGACGAAGGGUUUGUUAAUGAUCUCACUCUUGAUGCGAAAAAUGUCUCUGUCUCUUCAAAACCAAAAUCUGCAUCUGUUCACAAUGAACAAGUUUACAGUGAUGAUAAUUCAACCCAUGAUUCAUAUGCUAAUGAAAAGCCAGGGAAUUCUUUCGGUACUAGUGAACCUGUCUUUGAGAGUGAAUCUGCAUAUUCCCACAGUGAAGAUGAAUUGGCCAGAAGCCCUCAUGACAGUCCGGCAGGAAGGACUGCUUUAGAGAGUCCUUCUCAAGAUUUUUCAGAUGUUCAUUAUGGAAAAGGUUCUGAAGCAGAUGCAGAAACACAUAGAAGCUUUGACGAAUCGACCUGGGGUGCUUUUGACAAUAACGAUGAUGUGGACUCAGUUUGGGGAUUUAACCCUAGCCAUACCAAGGACUCGGAUACUGAGAGGCACAAAGAUACCUUUGGAUCUAGUGACUUUGGCAUAAACCCAGUACGAACAGGAUCCUCACAUGCAGAAAGCAUCUUUCAGACGAAGAGCCCAUUUGCUUUUGAAGACUCUGUUCCCGGGACUCCGAUGUCCAAGUUUGGCAACUCUCCUAGGUACAGUGAGGCAGGGGAUCAAUUCUUUGACAACUUCUCAAGGUUUGAUUCCUUCAGCACACACGAAGGCGGCGCAUUCUCCCCGCGGGAGAGGUUUUCAAGGUUUGAUUCCAUGAACAGCAGCAAAGACUUUGGCUACGGCCGUGAGAGACUUACGAGGUUCGAUUCCAUAAACAGCACAAAAGAUUUCAGCCAUAGCGCUGCAUUUUCUUUUGAUGACACCGAUCCUUUCGGCUCCUCUGGCCCCUUUAAGGUCUCAUCCGAGAGUCAAACUCCAAAGAAAAGUUCGGAUAAUUGGAGUGCUUUCUAGCCUGCAAUUUAACUUGUUUUUCCACUGGUCCCUUUCCCUUUCCCCAUUUUUUGUUUCGGGGUGUUUAAUGGUAGUCAUUUUUUGAUUGUGCUGUAUAGCUUGAGACUAAAUAUGGACAGUUGUAUUGUUUGUAUGGUAUGGUCUUCUUGUAUUAUUUCGAGGAUAAUGUAUUUUUGGUUUGUUGAGCG